AUGUCCAAGCCCAUGCCUGAUACCACCGGCCCCGACGAGGCACCAAGGGGCCCUUCGCUGCUCGACCUCCCACCCGAGGUCCUGUUGCAGGGCGUCCUUCCCGUGUUGCGGCUCAAGGACCUGCUCAACAUUUCGCUCGUCAACAAGGAACUGCACUCGCUGGCGAACGACCCGACGCUAUGGCGCUCCAAAAUGCAAGCCGACUUCUCGUACUCGGCCGCCAACCUCGGCCUCGCCGCCCCGCACUCGGAGGAAGGACGAAACGCCCGCGACGCAAGCUGGUUCAAGCGCGUCUACCUUGGCCUGACCCGGCCGCACGUGUAUCUGUGGGGUGAGGCGACUCAGUCGCGCCUCACGGCGCUCCCCGAUAAUGGGAUGAACCGGUAUCGGUGGAACGUGCCGCGGCCGUACGAUGUCGCGCGCGCAUUCACGCUUCCCAAUGCCGCGAUACCUGGGGAACGCGAGCCGAUCGGUCUCGUCGAGUUGCAGGCUGGCGGGUGGAGCUUUGCAGCCCGCGACGCAGCUGGUCAUGUGUGGGUAUGGGGCCAGCUGGAGGGGAUGGGCUUUGCGCGUGGGGGGUGGGAAAACCGUCGUCACGAAGUUGACAAGCCUGCGCGGAUCCCGCUCCCGAACUCUUGUACUUCGAUUGCUCUUGGGCGCAGCCACCUGCUCGUCCUCGACUCUGAUAACCUCGUUUGGGAGAUGCGCGCGUGGGGCCGUGCGUUCCGGCACACGGCGCGCUCUAUCACUGCGCCAACCGCCACUGGAGCGGGCGCACCCGGCCGAGCACCGCACAUUGCCCAGAUCGCAGCAGGAUGGGAGAUGAGCGCUCUCCUCACUGCUGCUGGAGAGAUCCACGUAUGGUUCCCAUUCCGCAAUGACUACGCGCCCGCGACGACACCUGAGGAGCAGAUGGAUGGGCCUGUUUGCAUCGACGGUGUCAACUCGGCGCGCGAGUUCAAGUGGGGUACGGUAGGCGGGGAGGUCAUGCAGGCCGCCGAUCCCAUCCCGCUCCGGCCAGAGGUCAGUUCCACGCUUUCGGAGGAGCAUGAUGCGCUCUGGCCGAGGCAGUACGGCGAGAAGGCACGGGCCGAAGCGCAGCGCGUGAUCAAGAUUGCGUGCGGGCGUGACUUUAUCGUCGCGCUCCGUCACAACGGUGAAGUGUGGGCAGCACGUACAUCUGACGGCACCAUCGGAGCUUGGGAAUACAUGCAGCACUUCUCGCUGCCGUCCAUCACACACAUUUCGGCGCAAUUCACGACGUUUGCUGCGUACUCGACUCCGACAGGUGGCGCAGUCGGCAAGGUUCUGCUGCAGCGACUCGAGACGGUCACGCCAGCAUGUGGCCGCGAGCUGCAGCCCAUGGAUGUGCCAGGUCUCGCGGACCUACCUGUCGUCCAAGUGACGGCAGGGGACUGGCACUGGGCUGCGCUCACAUCCAAGGGCGAGAUGUACACUUGGGGCCAGAACGGGCAAGGACAACUCGGUGACGGUAGCGAGAACGCACGCGAAGAGCCGACGCGUGUCCAGUUCCCGCCCGGUGAGGACGGCCGCGAAGCUUUCGUCUUCUCAAUCGCCGCCGCAGGCAUGCAGACCGGCGCGCUUGUUCUCGGGUACAAGCCUAAGAAGAUGCCGCAGCCGCGACCAGCGCGACCGCCCGAGGGCCUCGAAAUGCCGCGCAUCAACUUCCCCGGGCGCGGCAUAUUCGGUUUACCCUUUCGGAUCGGCUAUGCUGGUCGCGGCGCUAUGCGUGGUGGCAGCUUCUCGGGACGUGGGCAUGGGGGUGUACCUCCUGGCCCUGGUGGUGAUUCUGGCGCGUAG
Molecule: messenger RNA, 1821 nt
Organism: Cutaneotrichosporon cavernicola
Lineage: Eukaryota; Fungi; Basidiomycota; Tremellomycetes; Trichosporonales; Trichosporonaceae
Exons: 2
Coding region: 1-1821 (606 amino acids)
Cellular component (GO): cytoplasm
Molecular function (GO): guanyl-nucleotide exchange factor activity; protein binding
Source: RefSeq, a predicted model, not a curated record